Messenger RNA from Exserohilum turcica Et28A, 6107 nucleotides. RefSeq lists its product as uncharacterized. The record is from RefSeq and is a predicted model, not a curated record. Bases 1 to 6072 code for a protein of 2023 amino acids. NCBI's taxonomy places the organism in Eukaryota, Fungi, Ascomycota, Dothideomycetes, Pleosporales, Pleosporaceae. The transcript is spliced from 4 exons. Gene Ontology annotation, biological process: ubiquitin-dependent protein catabolic process; protein ubiquitination. Gene Ontology annotation, molecular function: ubiquitin protein ligase activity; protein binding.
AUGGAACCGCCUGGCGCGUCCAACGCGACUUCGUACAUGUCAUCACCGGCGGAUCUGCUCAUGGCCCUUCCCCGUAUCCUCUCCAAGGUUAGCUCUCUGGGCGACAUGAUGCGCUCAGGGGGCAGCGUCAUCGCAGAACCAACGGCCAACCUAACCAACAGCACAAUUACCCCCACGGCGGCUUUCGUGCAAUCGUCGUAUUCUACCGUCGCUGCAGCAGCGGCGGCGACUCCUGAAAGCGACAUGACUGUGUGGCAGGCCCUGAGAAAUGUCGCUACAUGGUUCAGCUACAUAACCUCAAAAUGGGCUAUUGCUACGUUUGCUAUUGCAAUCCUCUUGAACCGCACUCACUUUUAUGGAAACAGCCGCGUACCUCUCUCCUUCGACCGCCUCCACAUGCGCCUCACACUCUACAUUGUGCCUCUAUUGCUGUUCCUAUACCAGAUCUCGAAUGUGCUACGGGCAAUACGAUGCCAGACUUCCCCGGGAUGGUCGGACAUGCAAUACGGAGCGAGUGACAGACAUCUAGACACAGACUUUGGCGGCGAGGGUGGCUGUCUUUGGCGCCUUGCAUCAAUGAUUCUGUUCUGGGAGACGACAGAGGAGUCCUGCCAGGCUGUGAACAUGCUUCCUGUAGAUGCUGCUGCAACACGGGAGUCUGGGUCACUGGCUCUUCUUUGGCCCAUGUUCCUGACCUUGGGCUUCGGUCAGUUCGUCGACACUUUGGCCUGUGCCCUUCAGGGUAGGCGCCCCAUUCAAGAGGUCGGAAUGACCCUCUUCGAGCACUCGCUGGCAUUUGCCGAGGCCGAGGCUGUUGUUACGCGGCCGCUGGCAGUUGAUUCAACACGCUUCUUCAAACCCAAGUCCGUUUUCACGCCCGACGGCACAUCACUCACGCUACCAAGGUCAAGGCUCUCGCAAAUUGCCAAUGUCCCACCGGAAGUCUUGCUCAUAUCUCUCAUCUCCAGUGUGAGUCAUUUCACAAGCAACUUGUUGGCGAUUGCUGGCGUGCGCUCCAAAUACAGGCUCCUCACGACUACUGUCUGGGGCCUCGCAUAUAUUUCAGCUUUCGCGUGGAGCUUUGCUCGUCUAACAUGGAUGGUUGCUGACCCAGAUCAAUACGUGGGCAUUCUGAGAUUCCCCACCGUGUGCAUCAUUGGCUUUAUCCCUCAUCUGCUGAUAAUAGUUGGCAUCACUCUGUGUGGACUUGUUUAUCUUCUGGCUCUUCUUAUCACUGCGCUCUCUCUCCCGGCAGGACAGGGUGGAUCCCGCACACUUCGGGAGAGAUUUGCAGCUGCCUACGGUAACCUCCAUGCCAAUAUCCAUUUAUCGUCAAUCACACCCUUGACAAUCAACUGGCACGAGGACUUUUACACCACGAUUCUUAAAGUAGGUUAUGUGAUUCUGACUGCAGCGAGCGAGGCAGUCUUCCUCAAUGAGGGCGUAAAGAUCAAUGUGCACUCCAUGACCUGGCUGGAGAAACAGAGAUUGCAGGAAAUCCUGGCGCGUAGGAGGAAACGCCGAGAAAUGCUCGUCGACAUUCCAUCGGAGCUUAGAAACGAUACAUUCACGCAAGGUGCCGAGGUAGUUGAUCAGCUCAACGACGUCAGGACAGACACAGCAACUUCAGGUUACGCAAAGGAGCGAAAGACUAGGGGUGCCAAAUCAUCUACCGAGGCUUCCACCUCCAUGGGACAGAACGACCCAGCUCUGCAGCAACGUAGCCGUUACGUUCAGGCGUACGGCUUCUUCGUCCGGAUCUCGAGGUUGUUGAUCUUGAGCGUUGCAAAAGUCACAGGCUGGUUAUUGAUGAAAGUUGGCAUAAGCUACCGGCCUGGUUGGUUGACGCGUGCUGCUGGAGCAUAUGAGGCUGAUAAAAUCUACACGUCAGCGUCACGCACAAAUCGAAGUCAAUGCGGGACAGCAGGAUUAGCUGGCCAGCAAUGGCUUACCAUGGACGAUCGUAGUCGGGUUCGCCAGGACCCGGCGUUUGACAUUGAGGUGUUCGCAAAAGAGAGACUCCGACAGAGCGGUUUUUACUCUGAGCCAGAUACCGAGGACUCGGAGGAGCGCCUAAACGAUUACCUCUAUGCCUGGUGGCGCAAUGGAGGUCUAUGGAACGAGGUUGAUAAUAGCAGAGACUAUUCUGUUGCGCAAGAUGAUGACACGACUAGCGUGAUGUCGUUUGCUACUACGACUGACAACGACGAGUGGUCGGAUAUCGACGACGGACAAAGAACGCCGACGCGCGAUACAUAUCGAAGAAGUCGAGAGGAGACGCCAUCAGUCGAUGACGCCUUGGAUUUCUCUCGUCUCUCUCGACUUCUCGAUCCAAGGACAAGGGAAGACCGCGAGGAAGCCAAGUUACUGUCAAGGCACCUGCAGAGCCCCAACAUCAUGACACGCUCGCAAUACCGCAAAGCUUUGGAGCAGGAGGAGGCCAAGAUUCUGACAACCUCGCGCUAUAAGAUGGAGAGUGAUGUGGCAAUGUCACCAGAGGAAGAGGAGCAGCUCCUUGAGGACCUGAUCCUCAAUCGCCGAAGCGCAACAGCGCCACAGGCGAGCAACGCUGGUAGCUGGGACACGGGCGCAGAAGGCAUGGGCUCUGAAGGACCCCACAAGCUCGGUCAAUUGCACCCACCCAAGAAACGCCCUCAAAGUUUUAUGCAGCCAGAGCCCACAGACGUAUCACAACGCGCUCCUCCACCACACGCCCUCUUCGACGCCGCACCCACCUCCCAGCAUGGACACCGUCGCCGCGAUGACUUGCAGGACUCUCUGCAGCCGCACUCUGGCGGGCUACGGGAGGAUGCUGAGACCCCGACCGGCGGAGCUGUACGCGAUGCGACAGGCUUGCACCAUUCCACUAAUGGAUUCCCCCCUGUGGAAGCCAAUGGAUUGAAAAGUGUCGCGCGUCCCUCACCACCCCCAAGGGACAGGAUUACCGAAUAUGAGAAUGCGCUAGCGAGCUCGCCGCGAAAACCUGUAGACGGCCCUCUCUUUGAGGUUAUCAAGAGCAACAAAAGCCCAGACGAUAAGAACUCUGCUAUCGCGAAGCUGCCGAAUGAGGUACUCAUCCAUGCCAUUGCCCAUCUUUCGCCCAACGAUCUCGCCGCCGUAUCUCUUGUCUCUCGCCGCUUCCAUGACGUCGUCACUACUCCACAUGCGUGGCAGGUGGCCUUUGGUCGCUCUUUCCCGGGCCCGCAUGCGCUCGAAGACAUACAGUUCCGUUCAGCUUUGGAGGACAGCGGCGCUGUGGUACGGUCGGAGAAGAGGAGGUUCACGAGGCUUACCGCGCUGGCGUCAUGGCGGAGCGAGUAUAUCUUACGGAGCAGACUUUUACGAUCUCUUGUUCGAGGCAAGCCUGUUCAAGUACCUUCGACUCCUUCUCGCGCCGGCCAAAUGCAGACGGUUUCUCCCAUGAUCACCUACGAUGCCAGGACAUUUACCAUUAUCAAUCACCUGCAUGCAACAUUUGGAUCCGGUCUCAAUAAGAAAAUGCCUCGAUUCAUUCACGGCGCAGACGCCAUUGGCAUGGUAACUAGCAGCGAUCCAACGACCGGCAAAGUGGAUCCCUGGGGCCGGAGUGAUCCUCACUUUUACGCCCAAUUUGUAGAACGUUUCCCAGGCGUUGCCGAGUGGGGACUAGGUUCUGGAGAGGUUGUCGGACGCCCUAACGUAAUGGAUAUAUCGCAACCCCAUGGUAUGAUCUACGGUCAAGGCUGCCCAGAAGGCGUCUGCUACUAUCGGUCGCUCGAAGAAAUGCGUGGUCGUUUCAUCGCCAAUUCGACUGAGCUUAGCAUGCCAGAAGCUGGUAUACCCAAGCUGGGCCUUGACGCUGGCGCCGUUUGCAGUGUCUGGAUUGCCAAAUCGAACACCAUCCCAACGCUUUCAGAAGGCUUAAUUGGUAUGAUGAUUGGUUCUGCAGCAGGAGUCGUCAGCGCUUGUAGCAUCGGCACAGAUGGGCUCCGAUCGUCGCGUGUGCAGCGCGGGGAGCUAACUGCACGCUGGGUUCUUAGCCCUGGCGUCCCUAUCAUUGCCAUUGCCGUAGAUGAGCAAUACUCGUCCAAACGUUAUGCACAGAACCGCAUCUGGGCAGUGGCUUUGAACGCGCUUGGCGAGCUGUUCUACCUCACCAAGUUCCCGACUCGUAGUCAAGCACCAAAGGGCGAUAUUGAAGAGUACUCUGAGUAUCUGGCAUGGCUCACUGGCCGGACCGUGUACUGGAAUCUUGUUGAAUCCAGCAGACGCACUGCGAGACCCGACCCAUACAGCGACGCUGAAGUUGACGGCAGCUAUUCGCCUCGUACGUCAUGGGACGGUAUGUGCCUGAGCAAAGGACAGGUUGCCGCAGAAACCAAGGAAAUACAGCAGUACCUGCGAAAGCCGCCCAAGCACUUCCGUAAAGUAUGUCUCGGAUGGGACAUGCGUAGAAGGCUUGAGGUCGACUUUGCCGGUGAUGAUGGUAGCUAUGCUGGCGAGGCAAUUGCCGUGUUCGAGUGUGGCUUGGAAGAAGGCGAUGUCGCUGAUAUCAAGCGCUUCACUCGAUGCAAGACAGAUGAGAAAGACCAGAGCGCCAGUGUAUCGACGCAAGUGUCGACACCUCUGCAUGCUCAGCCAUCUUCAUUGUUUGGCGGCAUAAGUGCAGACGCUUCAGGUCGAACAAGCGCUUCACCACGUGUUCGCAGUUCCUCAUACAUGUCGACGACUAGUUCCCCCGAGCGUGCAAGCCUGGUGGAAGAGUGGCGGUGCUCGAAACUGGCAUUUGGUGGCUUCAAGGGCACGCAAAUCACCACGACUGCCCUGGAUGCCUCAACCUUUGCAACUUUGACCCUAUCCGAAGAUCCUGCGCUUGGGUUCUCGACAACGUCAACCGCCUCUUCGCCAUAUGGCUCGCCAUUAUCUGUCGCCAGCCAGCCAGCCUCUCCAUCAGACAUACCAGGUCAGCGGGCUCGAUUCGUGGCAGCCGGUACGAAGUCUGGUGUUGUACUUCUCUGGGACCUCCGUUCACCGGUCUCGCGUUCUUCCGAGUUCAUAAACACCAUCGAGCCUAUCCGCAUCAUCUAUACCGACUCACCCGAGAUAUCGUGUCUGGCUCUCACCUCUCUGUAUCUUGUUGUCGGAGGUAAUGACGGGUUGGUGCAGGCGUGGGACCCUUUGGCUUCAACAAAGUCGCCCAUCACAACACUACACUCGCGCCAUGCCUCGCGUGCUUGGAGACAGCUUGUACAAGCACAGGCUUCUGUCCACGGUGUCGGGAUCAACAUGUUUGCUGCUGGUGCUAUAUGCCUAGAUUCCGAUCCAACAGUCCUCCGUGGUGCAGUGUCGCUUGGCAAUCAGCUUCGUUUCUGGAGCUACAGCUCUUCUGCAGCAGAUCAAUACAGAAGCAGCAAGCGAAGACUCCGCCGUUCCGAACGGGGAAGCAACAACACUGGAGAGCGUUUCUCCGGCACUGGCCGUGGCAAUCUGAAGAACUACAUCGCCAAUGAGCAGUUUGAAUUGGAGCGCGAUAGACAGGAGCGCCACAAGCAAGCUGAGCACCUGGCUGGGCGUUUUGGCACGGAGAUGCUGAGUGAAGAAGAAGCUCUGGCAUAUGCCGCGAUGCUUUCCCAGGAGGCAAUGGAAGCGGAAGAGCAACGGCGCAUAGAGCGGGAGAUGAGUGCAUUGAGCAGUGAGACUGCAACACCCGAGCCCAGUGUCCAGGAUCAAUCCUCAUCAUCUGUCAUUGAAGACGACGAAGAGCUGGAUGCAGAUAUUGCUGAAGCCAUUCGUCUUUCUCUCAAUGAUAGCCAAGGACCCAGCAACUUUCUAUCUGCCUCGACACCUCCCUCUGGCUGCGACAUUCCCAUUAAGUAUGCCAAAGGCAAAAAGCCUUCGCUUUCGCGCUUUCGGAACCACAGUUCCAGCAAAGACAUGGCCAUGGCUGGAUCAAGCAUUGAUAACGAGUUGUCGGAUCUGGAGUUUGCAAUGCAGCUCAGUCUUGCCGAAGAGCAGAGUAGAAAGGAUGCAGAGGAUGCUUUUCCUCCACUGAGUCCUGCACCUGGUAGUAAAGGGAAAGAGAGGAUGUGGUAAUUGUUUUGUAGUUGAUUAGUUUGGGUGUAGUUUUG